Messenger RNA from Candidula unifasciata, 723 nucleotides. The record is from the annotation of a GenBank genome assembly. NCBI's taxonomy places the organism in Eukaryota, Metazoa, Mollusca, Gastropoda, Stylommatophora, Geomitridae.
AUGGCGUCAUCCGCACGUCCUUCACGACCGGUGUACAGCGAAGGAAAAGCUGAAAAUAGUCUUACGAAAGCUUAUUUAGUUGCUUACAAUGUUAGUCAGAUGUUGGGUUGGUCUGCCAUCUUGUUUAUUGUGAUCAACUAUGUGCUGACAAAGAACACUGUUGUAUUGGUGUACAGGGAGGUAGAACCAAUUCUUCAAGUAUGCCAGACUGCUGCUGUUCUGGAGAUUAUCCACAGUAUGGCCGGUUUGGUCAAGUCUAACUGGAUUAUCACUGCUUUCCAAGUGUACUCUCGAGUCUUCCUUUUAUGGGGUGUUGUAUGGAGCGUCCCUGCAACGCAGAAUGGAGUGUCAGUAAUUUUAUGGUUGUCGGCUUGGACGAUCGCCGAGGUUAUUCGCUAUGCUUACUACUUCUUCAGUCUUUUACCAGGGCCUGUCCCACAUUUGUUGGUCUGGUGCAGAUACACCUUCUUCAUUAUACUGUACCCUAUUGGUGUGACGGGUGAACUGAUGACAGUCUUCAAUGCUCUGCCAUAUGUGAAAGAGACCCGACUGUACAGCAUAGAGUUGCCCAAUCCAUGGAACUGUUCUUUCAGCUAUUACUACUACCUCUGCUUCAUGGUCAUCUCCUAUUUGCCUGUAUUCCCUCAGCUGUAUCUACACAUGUUCCGCCAGAGAAAGAAAGUCCUUGGAGGGGCUCUGGACCGACUGAGAAAGACUCAAUAA